Messenger RNA from Ooceraea biroi (clonal raider ant), 1749 nucleotides. RefSeq names its product ELMO domain-containing protein 2. NCBI's taxonomy places the organism in Eukaryota, Metazoa, Arthropoda, Insecta, Hymenoptera, Formicidae. Gene Ontology annotation, molecular function: GTPase activator activity. The record is from RefSeq and is a predicted model, not a curated record.
UGAUUUCAGGGAUCAAAGUCAAAGUAUAUAUAUGACAUGACGCCGAACGGCCCAAGUGCCGAUUUGUGAGUGCAGAGACAGGGACGCCGAUGCACGUGUAUUCUGAUGUAUCCGCGAGUGAGGGAGGAGAGCAGUAAGACGGGAUCGGCGAGGUUAAUCGCGCGGAUGUCCGGCGUUCCUCACGUAUUAAUUUGAUACGUUGCGCGUGCUUUUAGGAUCAUCGCGCGCGCGUCGCUUUGACAGCUACCGCCGAUCGAUGACGGCAGGAAUGUUCACGUACGUGUGGAGCCUGGUGUGCUGGUACUUCAGGCCGUUGGUAAAAUGGUUCUUGCACCAGACCACGCAGAUGUGCGAGCUCCAGAGAAUCUGCUACGGGCAGCCGUCCGGGGCGCCGCGGACGUUCGCGGUGAAGGAAUGCCUCGGGCGGUCGCGCAAUUCAAACAUCAGGACUCUCGUCGCGUACCUGAACGACGUCGCCGAUCGGCGUGGGAUAACCACGAGGACGGAGCGCAAGAUCCUGGAGGACGCGAUCAGGACCGUGCUGGUGACGAAGAAGAUCAAUCCCACGGCUCAUCCUGAUUUCCCCAAGUCGUUCGGCAAGUGCGUCGAGCUGAUCUGGGGCUACCGUCAGCUGUGCGUGGAGUGCGAGGACCUGAGGAAGACGUCGUACAACUCGGACAAUCCGGAGCACGAGCGGCGGCUGCUGAAGCUGUGGGACCUGCUGAUGCCGUACGAGCCCCUCGACGCAAGGGUGACCAAGCAGUGGCAGGAGAUCGGCUUCCAAGGGGACGAUCCAAAGACGGAUUUCCGCGGGAUGGGCAUGCUGGGACUGGAAAAUCUCGUUUACUUCGCUCAAGAGUACCCCAGCACGGCGACGCACGUGUUGUCGCACUCGCAUCAUCCGCGUUACGGCUACGCGUUCGCCAUCGUCGGUAUAAACCUCACCAGCAUGGCGCUGAGGCUGCUGAGGGACGGCAGCGCUCAGACUCACGUAUACAACUCCUCGAAGACCCUGCCGACGAUUCGUGCCUUUCAUCAGUUUUACUGUUACCUCUUUUACGAGUUCGACGGAUUCUGGAUCGAGUCCAGACCCAGUAAUAUUAUGGAGUUCUCCUCGAUACAGGAGAAGUUUGAGAAAAGUAUCAGAACGGCAUUGACUAAUCCGUCAACCGUUUUUAGGAUAAACGUGGCGGUCGACAAUAUUUAAUUGCGGACGCGGAUGCCUUUUACAAAUGCAUAAGACGAGACCAAAAUGGUUUUAUAGAGAACAAGUACAAUUUCCGGGCUAGUACGCGUAAAAACUGAUCUUUUACAUCUACGUGUAUAGGUUUACAAUAUCGGCUUUAGUUGUGAUAUUUAAAUGGCAUUUUAUUGAAUGACAGAUCGUUAUAAAGAUCACUAUUUUUCUUUUAUAGUGCAUUCACAUAUGAACGUUAUGUACUUUUAACUGUAAUUUUAUUUUAUAUAUAUAUAUCCUUUUUCAUAGGUUUAUGUACAUUUACAUAUAAAUAGAUUAUGUAAAUUUACAUAUAGAUUCCUCAUUUCUGUGAAAGAAAUUGUAGGUCAAUGCUUGCCAUAUGUGCAUUUGGUUAAAUUGUGCAUAACGUUACAUGUGAUUUUAUGAGCAUUGUCACUUGUGCCUCUUGUAUUUUAGUUUAAAUAAUCUGAAGCAUAUUUAUACUUGAAAUAUUUAUUGUAAAACGUAAUGAAAAUAUAUUUAAGCUAGAUGGCUCAUCGUAUUGUAAAAAA